UUUAGAACCCCAGAAGAAAGAGAGUGCCAACAUGGCGGACGGCCGAGUAUUUGCCAGCAGAUCGUACAGGUGGUGUUUGAGUACGACACGCCGAGAAUCGUGCACAUCAAGAACAAGAAAGUCGGACUCAUCAACAGGGUCAUACAGCUGGGCAUCAUCGGGUACAUUAUCGGAUGGGUGUUUGUAUACAAGAAAGGUUACCAGGACUUUGGGGACAUCGUCAGUUCUGUGUCCACCAAACUGAAGGGUGUGGCCUACCCUAACAGGUCUGACAUUGGCGACCUCAAUCGCGUCUGGGACAUCGCUGGACUGGUGGUCCCACCUCAGCAACGAGAUGGUUUCUUCGUAAUGACCAACAUGAUCAUCACACCAGACCAGCACACAACAACAUGUGCAGAGGCACCGUGGAUAGGACACAAUGUGUCCUGUACAGAUACAGACACAAGAAACUGCCCUGCAGGCCAAGUGGAACUCACUGGAAAUGGCAUGUUUACUGGGAAUUGUGCAAACUUCAGCAGUACAGUACAGACCUGUGAGAUCCAGGGCUGGUGUCCUGUCGAACAGCAAGACAAUCCACCCAGUCCGGCUGUAUUAGAAGAUGCCAAAGAGUUCACAGUUCUGCUGAAGAACACCAUAUCCUUUCCACUGUUUAACUUCACCAAGAGAAACAUCUUAGAUGACUAUGAUCCUGACUACCUGAAAAACUGUCGCUUCAACAACAAUGAUCCAGUGGACAAGUACUGUCCUAUCAUCAAACUGGACACAAUGGUAAAGGAGGCCAACCAGAACUUCACCGCACUGGCUGAACAGGGAGGUAUUGUUGGUAUCUCCAUCACGUGGGACUGUAACCUGGACUACUCUGGUUCACAUUGCCUCCCAAAGUAUUCCUUCUCACGGUUAGACAAGGCCGACUCUAAAGUGUCGCCGGGAUACAACUUCAGAUAUGCACGGUACUACCGGGAGAAUGGCACAGACUACAGGACACUCAUCAAGGCCUAUGGCAUCAGAUUUGAUGUUGUUGUUUCAGGGAGGGCGGGUAAGUUUAACAUCAUCCCCACCACCAUGAACAUUGGGUCAGGCCUGGCACUGCUGGGAGUGGCCACCAUCCUGUGUGACAUUGUUGUUCUGUAUCUGCUGAAGAAGAGGUACUUCUACCAGGAGAAAAAGUACAUGAUGGUGGAUGAUGAUGAUGAUCUAAGGCUCUUUGCCAAGCCCCAAAGCCCACCUGGAAAGUUGUCUGGGAAAUAUGAGCAGUUGGAGGAAGAUAAAACCGUCAACCUGCACAGGAAUGAGCAAAACUACGGCUCGUAAAGUCAAACCUUUCAACAUCUGGCUGUGUCAGAAAGUUCUCAUAAUUUUUUCCAAGUUGUAAUCUAAGUUUUUGUUCUUUUCUACAUCUUAUAGAUGUGUUUUUUUUAAGAUCUAUUGAUUUGUAUGGAAGAUACAUAAACAGAAUUAGCUCUCUGAAUGAGACCAAAUAUAAACUCUAUGCAGCGCAGAAUCUGUUAUAUUAUUAUGAAGAAAAGGAACACAAGUUUGUCUCAAGAUGGGUGAGUGCAAUGUAUGUAUCAGAAUAUAGAUUUAGACAUAUUGCUAGGAUGGACAAAGUUUGUACAAAGCUAUUACUAUUUGCUUGGAGAAUUAUUAUGAAAAUACUCCGUUUUCAAUUUCACCAGUGGUGUAUAUGCAUGUGAGAUUGCUCUACCUUGUCUACAAAAGGUACUUAUGGUUCCCAGACUCGUUUUUGCAGAUUGUCAUCCUAAGCUCAAUUGCUUAUAAGCAAUUCUGGCUUCAAUAAUCAAAGGUAAUGAUGAAAACUAUUUUUGUAUGAAGUCCUGCAGGACUCAUUAUGACAAAUAAAAUGUGGAACGU
Messenger RNA from Branchiostoma belcheri (Belcher's lancelet), 1872 nucleotides. RefSeq names its product P2X purinoceptor 4-like. Gene Ontology annotation, cellular component: plasma membrane; nuclear inner membrane. Bases 349 to 1311 code for a protein of 320 amino acids. Gene Ontology annotation, molecular function: extracellularly ATP-gated monoatomic cation channel activity; purinergic nucleotide receptor activity. The transcript is spliced from 12 exons. The record is from RefSeq and is a predicted model, not a curated record. Gene Ontology annotation, biological process: monoatomic cation transmembrane transport; response to ATP. Lineage: Eukaryota; Metazoa; Chordata; Leptocardii; Amphioxiformes; Branchiostomatidae.